Molecule: messenger RNA, 933 nt
Organism: Cercopithifilaria johnstoni
Lineage: Eukaryota; Metazoa; Nematoda; Chromadorea; Rhabditida; Onchocercidae
Source: the annotation of a GenBank genome assembly
AUGAGUAGUAUGCUAACGGGUCGGGCACGCGUUGUAUAUGUUGGUGAUGAAUUCAUUCAUUUGUCGAAAGGCGGUUUGGAUGGUAAAAUUGUUGCAUUUAAGGAUUCAUGGCUUGCAAGUAGUUAUGAUUUGCAAGACUGGGUCACUUUUAAGGCGAAAUCGUAUGAAGCCGAACCUCCUCAUUGUAAUUUUGGUGUUCGGUUCAAAGCUCUGACAAAAAGUGUAAAAUUUGAAUCAAAAGCCGUAAUGUCGGAGGGUAUUGGAACAUUUUUCAAAGUAGACGAACAUCAAGGCCAAUAUGGUUUUAUUACGACAAGUGAUGGUAACACUGUUUAUUUUACUGCAAGCGUUGUUCGCCCGGAAACACAAGAUAUUCGUAACGCAUUUAAAACUGGCAUACAAAUAAGAUAUAAGGCAAUUGAGCAGAAGCAAAAUAAUUGUCGUUGGAGGGCAAUUGCUGUUUGUAACAAAAAUGUUACAUUUGAGAGCAUUUCAUCGCGACAACAAAAGCCUGUCGAAUCAUCGAAUAACAAACAAGUUGCUGCAACUGUUAUAAAAAAGACAUCUCAAAGCUCCGCAUCAGCAGCGAAUGCUGUAACGAAGCAUACUGCGAACAAUGAUAUACAUCCUAAUGGCCUGCAGACUACGAUAUGGGCGACAGCUAAUUUACCUCAGAAUAGUAAUACACAGUCGACGAAACAAGUAAAUCCAGCAAUUGGUUCACGUUCAAGCUCUCUUUCUCGUUCCGAUACUUCGGGUGCUGUAGGUUCAAAUCGGUUGUCAUCUACUCUGCUAACGACGAAUACUUUACCAUCAGCUACAUUUGCUGAGUCAACUGGAACUGGUGAUGCUUACGAAGAUGCUGUCCGACUCAUGGCAUAUUUUAGGCACUUAGUAACUGAAUGUUCGUGUCAGUCAUGUGUUUUACGUUAA